Melampsora larici-populina 98AG31 is the source of this 462-nucleotide messenger RNA. RefSeq lists its product as uncharacterized. The record is from RefSeq and is a predicted model, not a curated record. The coding region runs from base 1 to 462 and encodes 153 amino acids. The transcript is spliced from 2 exons. NCBI's taxonomy places the organism in Eukaryota, Fungi, Basidiomycota, Pucciniomycetes, Pucciniales, Melampsoraceae.
AUGAUGAACUCAAGAAGAGAGCAAACGGAGCAACCUCAACCGAUUGUCGAAGAUGUGGUAGUCCAAAAACUAGACAUCGAAAUUGAAGCCGCUUCACAAAGCAGGAACAGAACGUUGUACAACAAAUUGUCGGAAGAUAAGAGGAGAUGGCUGGAAUUCACUAGUAAGAGUCAAGGCGAGGUCGAGGGCGGAACGGCGGAGAAAGGUCCGAAAGAUGUUAGCGCGCGAAAGAAAGUCAACGUGGUGAAGGGGAACGAAUUGAUAAAUGAUUUGAUAGGUAGUAACGGGAAUGAAGGCGGAUCAGGAGGUGGUUCAGGUAACGGAGGAAAUUUUGGUGGAUCAUCAGGCGGAAAUUUUGGUGGAUGGGGACGUGGGAAACAAGCAGAUGAGAAUGGAGGUCAGAAUGGACAGACCUACGGGAAUAGAAAUGGAGUUGGAAGAGGUGCAGCGCAUAAGAAGUGA